AUGGAUUUUUAUUCCAGAGUUCCCAUUUCCCGGGAAGGCACUUCUUUUUCCCCGUUGCUAAACCAAAAUGCAAUGUGGCAAAUGAAUUUGGGGUCAGAAGAAACAAUGGUUGGUGAUGGGUCGUGCCCUAAGCGGGCAGAUUGUUCUUAUUACAUACGGACUGGUCUUUGUAGGUUUGGCUCAACUUGUCGGUUCAAUCAUCCUCACGAUCGGAAACUGGUUAUAGCAACAACAAGGAUUAAAGGAGAAUACCCUGAAAGAAUUGGUGAGCCUGAAUGCGAGGUAACUAAGUUUGGGAUCGGCGAAUGA
Molecule: messenger RNA, 309 nt
Organism: Arabis nemorensis
Lineage: Eukaryota; Viridiplantae; Streptophyta; Magnoliopsida; Brassicales; Brassicaceae
Source: the annotation of a GenBank genome assembly